This is a messenger RNA of Monopterus albus (swamp eel), 3889 nucleotides long. It is a transcript of the gene ccsapb, whose product is annotated as centriole, cilia and spindle-associated protein b. The record is from RefSeq and is a predicted model, not a curated record. Gene Ontology annotation, biological process: regulation of mitotic spindle assembly. The transcript has 4 exons. Gene Ontology annotation, cellular component: cytoskeleton; ciliary basal body; ciliary transition zone. Gene Ontology annotation, molecular function: microtubule binding. Bases 916 to 1803 code for a protein of 295 amino acids. Lineage: Eukaryota; Metazoa; Chordata; Actinopteri; Synbranchiformes; Synbranchidae.
UGCACAAAAUUAGACUCUUACAUCCCUGAAUUUCUCCUGUAAACCCCUGCACUGUUGGAAGCGAGAGUCGAUGGAUUGUCAGUGAGAUUUUAUGUUUACUGGGCUGCGAGUGCUGACAGGCAGGCGAUUAUGAUUAACUCCGUAUGAUAACAGACAUCUAUAAAUAUCAGUUGUCCUGCAAGGGUAAUAUGAAGAAAAUGAUUAACCAAUAUGUUGUCACCCUGUUACAGUGUAAUAGCUUAUAAGCUAUUGUUCAAAUCGGCAAUUUAGUAGCAUCUCAUUUUAAAACACUGGGAUGUUUUUUGCUAAGCAGUGAAUAAAUGAUGCUGUAAUGGCUUGUAGGUCAACAGAUUAUAACGCUUGUGAUGUUUUUAUACUGUGACUGCGGCCGACUUUUAUUUUGAAGAAUUCAACUGAUUGCCGGAGCCAAUCAGAGAGAGGGAUGCUAGUGAUGCCAUCACGUUCAAGACGUUUCUGCACAGCUAGCGUGCUGAGGGUUGAAUAAUUUUUGUUAAGACAAUUUUUACAGUUAGAUAACGACCGAGUUCACAAGUAUAUCCAUUAUUUUUCAAAAGUGCAGUUUUAACUUCUUCCCCAGCCCAGGGAGAUAAAGUAACCUCGGCUAGAUGAGGAAGUAGGCGUGUUCUGAAGCCGAGGAGCCUCCAGCUGCUCUGCCAUUGGUUCUAGCUGCUCCAUAAUACAGUUUUAAAUGUCUGGCGGUGAUACAAAACCUAAAGACUUGCUUAUGGGGAAUCAGCGUGUUUGUGAGAGGUUUGUUUAGGCUUUUAACACAAUAAUUUACCAAUGUAGUGGGCAUUACAUAUGUCAUAGACCGGUUAUGCAGGUGUCAUAUUAGCUUUUGGGUGAGUUUUAGUUUUUAUUGGAUUGCAGUCAAGAAGUUCUCAAAGGCUCAAGAUGGUGACCAAGAGGAUCCGCUCGGAGUACAUGAAGAAAUUUAAAGACCCCAAAUGGGAAACCUAUACUAAGUGUUAUGAGGAGAUGCUCAAGUACAGGCUGACCCGCAGGCUGCUGGAGCAAACGCACAACCCCUGGUUCUGGGGUGGGUCUGACAGCGACUCAGACUCUGGAGGAAGAAGUCCCCGGUCUCCCAGUAAGAACCAGGGACGGUCUGAGACAGAGGAUGAGCUGGAGGAGUGUGAGGGGGCAAGGACGGAGGGACAGCAGGCGCAGCAGACCAGAACCACAGUGCUUGUUCCCAGACGGUCCCUUCGAGAGAAGGAAGAGUUGGGGGAUGCAUCAGCUGGACAGACUGCAGUCCACGGCUCACAGUGUGGUGGUGCCAGAGAGACUAGAGUACCAGAGGAGGAGACAGAGGAGCAAAGAUCCAGCAGCAGAGGCAGUAGACACUUAACAGUUCCUCACAGAGAAGGAAGCCAAGAGACAAACACUGGAGGACCACGACCACAGCAGAGCAAACCCUCUAAAUCCUCAAAAAAAACUCGGCACUCUCAGCGGGUCCGGCCUGCACCAUCACGGCAGCCCAGAGAGAACAAUACUGAGAGCAGACAUCCUUUUGCUCUGUAUGGUUCAGGGGAGAAAGACGCAGACAUCGCAGGAAGAAAAACACAUAACAUAGGCCCUGCAGCUUCAACUAAUGAGAUCCAUGAGUCAGCUCUACGUGCCAAGUCCAGGCGAGAGGUGGAGCGUCAGAUCCAGACCCAGAGAACCGAGCACCGCAGAGCCAAAUCUGCUGAUCUGGAGAAGGCCAGGAAGCUGAUUCAACCUGAGUUCAACCCCUGGAUCACUGAGUACAUGCACUGCUUUUCUGCUCGCUCUCGAUAGGACACACAUGCAUAUUGUACAUAUACACACACUCAUCAGAAAUACAGGAGGGUGAUAAAUGUAAGGAAAACGCUUUGGAUUUGUUGUUUGGAUAAAACAAGACAUUUAAAGAUACCACUUUUUCUUUAAUUUGUCACCCGUUUGUUACAGCAGGAUGAUUCCAGACAAGAAUAAGAAAAUAAAGCCACUUUCAUCUCGAGGUUUAAAUACACACACAUACAUGUAGAAUAAAGCACGGGGCCGAUGGAGUUGUACAAAGGCUCCUACAUGUGUAUCUUUGGUAUUCAACAUGUGAAACUGACAACAACUUAUACUGAAAUUCACCAUGUGGUUUAUUCCCCCAAAUGUCUACUAUCAUGCUGUUUUUAUACAGUAAAAAUGAUUUAAUAUAUUUAACACGGAACAUUUUACAGGGUAGUAAGACCACUGAAAGAAGUUAUUUUAAGGCACUGUAAAUGUAUCAUUGACAGAUACAUCUACAGUAUACGGCUGAGAAUGGGGAGGUUAAAAUGCAUUUUAUAGCCAUACUUUGAUGCAGUCCUUUUAAACACAUGCUAGAUACAGUAAGAUUAUAUUCUGUCCAUAUUUUUAUACAUGUGGGUAUUGAAGGCAAAAUGGCAGUGAGCCUGAAAAGAUUCAGUCAUAUUCUCACUUAAAAAAGAAAUAAAAAUGUGAAAAAAAGUACAAUCCAUCACUUAUUGUAUACACAUACAUGCAAGGUGAAACCCACAUAAUCAAAUUGUUUGUAAUUAUGCAUUAGUCAAACUGAUUUGGUUUAGACAGACAGUGAAUUGCAGUCUCAAACUCUGUGUAACAGCAGAUUUAUGUGAUUUGGCGGUGGCAUUUUCACUUGAGCUCAUUAACGCUUUCACGUUUGUUCUUUAGUUGUGUUAAUGUGUGUGCACAGUAACCAAUGAACCGGGUGCUAACACACUCUGAAAACAAAUGUGCGUGACUGUGAACAGUGUGUUUGUGUGGUCCUGUGGAUACCACAGUCUUUACACAGUGAUUGAAUGUGCGUCUCUUUUCAUGUAAAUUACAGCUAACUGAGGAUCUCCUGAACACAUAAUAAUGAGCAGUUUAAAGCUGACAUUCUUAAUCAUCGUUGUUAUGGAAUAUGCAUUGGAACCAAAAGUGGAACCAAAACAAAAAUGGGAAUAAAGCCAAAGUCUAAAUGACCUCUACUUAGAGCUGCUGCUAAUUCACUGUUUACUGGUUGAAGCAGCACUCGCUCUAAUGUACGAUCGAAUCCAGCAGCAUUUUCACCGUCACCUUUCUUAAAUAAAAUUUGUACUGAAUACUUUAAGUAUUUAGGUUUUCAUGUGAUACAUUUAUCUUUUGAAUCUUUGUAUAUUUAUACAUAUAUAUGUUAAAGAGUUAUUUGUGGACUCAAGUGGAUUUUUGAUUCAUUGUCUUUGCAUGACUGUUGAAAUCAGAACCUGCUUGAUCAUGAUCUCAUCAUCUCUGUGCCAUAAAGGUUAGUUUUGCAACUAUAGUGAUUAUUGUGACUGCUGUGAAUAUCUAGCAGAUUUUCAGUAUUACAUUACUUGCUUUGCUUUUGUAAUGAUUUAGAUUUUGUGUUAGGUUAUACUGUAAUAUAGUUAAGAAAACUGAUGUGUCAUUUUGUGCAAUAUUAUAAUACUUUAGGUACCUGCAUUGAACAGGUGUGUUUUUUUUACAUGUGGGGAACUUUGACUAUCUUAAAAAAGGACCAAAACAAAACAGUUAAUUCCUAUUUUACAUCUUCAUUGGUUAAUGAAACCAAACUUUAUCAUCUACAUUCUGUUCAUAUGGAAACAUUUUAGUUUUGGUGAGGAGUUACUUAUGUUUUUGUAGUUUUUCUUGGUCAUGUAUAGCAGACAUCCGCCAAGCUAAAAUAUUCCUUUAUACCGGGAUAGUGCCAUCUCAAAAUAUCAUCCCACUCCAGAAUUUUUAAUCAGGGAUAAUAUGAAGAAUAAAUUAUGGUGGCACCAGAAGAACUGAAGUUUCAGUGUAGAGUCUGACUUUAGUCAAAAUUGAAGUCAGAAUGAAUGGGUUUCAUGAGCUUCUGAAGGACUCCACAUUACAAAUAAAAAGUAAAGUUACA